Chenopodium quinoa (quinoa) is the source of this 2952-nucleotide messenger RNA. RefSeq lists its product as uncharacterized. The transcript has 9 exons. The record is from RefSeq and is a predicted model, not a curated record. The coding region runs from base 1 to 2952 and encodes 983 amino acids. Gene Ontology annotation, molecular function: DNA helicase activity. Gene Ontology annotation, biological process: DNA repair; telomere maintenance. NCBI's taxonomy places the organism in Eukaryota, Viridiplantae, Streptophyta, Magnoliopsida, Caryophyllales, Amaranthaceae.
AUGCCGAAAGAGCCUUGGUUAGCCGAGAGUAUAAGCGAAUUAGGUAGUGAGAACAUUCAAAAUCCUUCUGAUGUUCGUAACCAAGUGGAAGAGGUACAGCAUAAUACUAUUCGACUUUCGGCAGAACAUGUGGCCGGAAAAAGCCAAACGCAAGCUGGUGUGUUAAUCACGCAUGUUGAGGAAAACGUUCUAUUUAUUAUGGAAGAGCAUCCGAAAGGUGUCAAUUACGCCGAAGAACAUGACGAAGAGUCUCGGCAGGUAGAUGGGUCGUCAUCUGUUAAUCUUUUGGAGGUGUCUGAGAAUUAUGUUGUUGUUAAUAUAAAUUGUUAUGAAUUAUUAGAUAAUGUGGGGAGUUCUUCACAAAUAUAUGAGCAGCGUAAAAGUAAACAAUAUGUGCAGCUUUAUUUCUAUGAUGGCCAGCACAAAGUCCAGAAUCGAGUAAAUUGUUUUCCUGAAGUACGGGAAGAUAUUAUUCGUAUAUUAAUGAAGAUUACUGAGAUCAAUCCUUAUGUAAGAUUAUUCAGAUCGUUGAGGGAAAUAGAGAUUGAUGAAAACACGCAGAUAGUCUUAUCUCAAAGUACUGUUUUGGAUCAACGGGUUUACAAUGCACCUGUCUCAGAUGAAGUUGUUGUAGUGUGGUCAGAUGGUGCGUCUUCAAGUCAAAUAAGCACUCCACAUAUUCUUGUGUAUGGAAAUUCUGCUCAAACUCAUUGUAUUUGUCACUAUUAUGGGUGCUAUGAUCUACUACAAUAUCCACUGUUAUUCCCCCAUGGUGAAUGUGGAUGGACUCAAAAUCUUAAGAAACAGGUUUGUGCUGGGAAAAAGCAUACAAAUCAAGUUCCAGAUCCUAUAACUUCUUGCGUAGUUCAUACCGUGCAAAAUUUUUUGGAUGAAGAAGAAUCACGUGUUGUUAAACACAUAACAAGAGCUGAUAAAUAUAUUUCUCCAAGAGAAUACUAUGCCUACAAAUUACAAAUUAGGCCCAAAAAUAUGCUCCUAAGAGGUGGAAGAUGUUUUCAGCAGUUUGUUGUUGACAUGUAUGUCAAGAUAGAGAAUUUAAGGCUCGAUUAUCUACGAAACAAUCAAGAUAUAAUUAGAGCUGAUCUUUAUCAAGGUAUUCUUGAUAGUGUGUUAGGUGGAGAGACAGAUGCUUCGAAGAUUGGACAUCUUGUUGUUUUGCCUCCAUCGUUCCUUGGGUGUCCUAGAGAUCUUAAACGUCGAUAUCUAAAUGCAAUGGAAUUAGUUCAGAGAGGCCCAAAAGAGUAUGAUAAAUUUGUUUGUGCUGAAAUCUCGUUGUUUGAUAAUCCUCAUCUUCGUAAAGUUGUCUUAACUCAUAUGAUGCACGGGCCUUGCGGCAAGCUGAAUCCAAAAUGUCCUUGCAUGAAAAUGGAUGGGAGAAAGUUAGUCUGUAAAAAUGGAUAUCCAAAAGACUACAAUUUUGAAACAGCAAACAACAAAGAUGGAUAUCCUAUAUAUAGGAGAAGACAAAUAGGUGAAAAGGUAUGCUCAACUAUCAAAGCAGUAAAAUAUUUGUACAAAUACGUUUACAAAGGGCACGAUCGAAUAUCAUUCAAGAUAUCUGCCACAAAUGAUAAUAAAGUUGAUGAAAUUGAACAAUUUGAAUCUGGCAGGUGGGUAUCCCCAUGUGAAGGAGUAUGGCGAAUAUUUGGGUUUGAUUUGUAUGAAAUCUAUCCUCCUGUUAUGCCGUUGCCUAUACAUCUUCCGUAUAUGCAAUCCAUUGCUGUAAGACCACAUGAAAAUCUCAAACGGGUAGUGAGAGAUCCUAAGCGUUCACGUACACCAUUGACAGAAUACUUUGCAAUGAAUUUUACAAUUAAUGGUGGCAUUAACCUUUUAUAUGGUGAAUUUCCAGAGCACUACAGAUGGGAUGCAAGUACAAAGGAAUGGAAAGGCAGGAAAAAUACACUAACUGUUGUUGGGAGGAUAUCGUUUGUCUUACCUGCUGAAGACUUAUGUACGGUUGAUAAUUAUGUCUGUGCUACAUUUCAAGAAACUGCUAAACGACUUGGUCUUUUAGAAGACGAUGAUGCUGCAUCUAUUUGCCUGGCUGAAGCUGCAGAGGUACAGUUACCAGGUGCUUUUAGACGACUAUUUGCAACAGUUCUGAUAUUUUUUCAACCGAGCGAUCCAUCUGCUUUAUGGGAAAAAUAUUACACAUCGUUGUCAGAAGAUUUUAGGUAUCAAUUCAAGGAUUGUACCGAAAAAAUAAAACAGCUGACUGUCAGUUUGUUAGAACAACAUCUUGAAUCAAUUGGUAAAUCACUAAAAACUUUUGGGCUAGAUCAUCUAAGUUAUAAUGUCAGUGAUGAGUUUAGAAAAACGAGAGAUAUAGCAGAUGCUUUAAAUACAGCUAUUCUUGAAGAAUUCAUAAAUUCAAAAGAACGUUUGAAUCCAGCUCAAUUGAAAGAAUUUGAUUACAUAAUGAAACACGUCAAUGAGGGAAAAGGAGAAAUUCGAAUAAUGAAUAAAAUUGUGUUGCCAACUGCAUUAUCUGGAAUAGCAGCAUCAAAUCUCCCUUCAGGCAGAACAGCUUAUUCAAGAUUUAAAAUACCAGUUGAUCAUAAGAGUUGUUUUACAUGUGAUGUGCCAAAACAAAGUAGUUUAGCACAUUUAAUAAAAGAGACAACUUUGAUUAUCUGGGAUGAGGCUUCUAUGACCAACAAGGCGAAUUUACAGGCCCUUGAUUUGCUGUUACAAGAUAUCUGUGAAAAUACAACACUUUUUGGUGGUAAGCUUAUCAUUUUUGGCGGAGAUUUUAGACAGGUUCUACCAAUUGUACCUCAAAAGACCUUAAGACAAGCUGUUGAAUCAAGCAUUAUCGCUUCAUAUAUCUGGCCAUCUCUGAAAAGAUUUAAAUUAACAGAAAAUCAGCGAGCUCGUGAAGAUCUUGCAUUCUGUUCGUUUUUGUUAUCUCUUGGCAACGGUGAAUAA